Balearica regulorum gibbericeps (East African grey crowned-crane) is the source of this 1783-nucleotide messenger RNA. The record is from RefSeq and is a predicted model, not a curated record. NCBI's taxonomy places the organism in Eukaryota, Metazoa, Chordata, Aves, Gruiformes, Gruidae.
AUGAGCUGAGAGGGCAUAGCCCAACAUCUGAUCUUCUGCCAGGGACGCAGAGAGGAGCCUGUGCCCCAUAUGAGACCUGUGCUACUGGAAAGCAAAGGCUUACACGUCAUGCUUCAUUUAAUGGCACACAGCCCUGUGAAGGGACUAGAAGGAAGGUCAGUUCUGAGCCCAACAGCCCACGUCGAGAGAGACAAGCCUGUGUCGUGAAUUCAGAUGAAUAUUGCUCCAAAAUGAUAAAUCUAGCAGCUGUCUGCAAGCAGAAAAUAGAGGAAGAUACUAGGAAUAAAGCUUGUGCCACAGAAACGAUAUUAAAUUCAGCAAGGAACCCAAGCAUAACCUCACCUCUCUCCCUUCUUCCAGUUCCUGGGGACUCUGAUUUUUGUGUUAACCCUUUGCCUCAGGCAGUUUUCCCUGUGGUUCAGGCAGAUGUCCCAAGCCUCUCGCUGCCAAAUGGCAUCAGCAGCCAAACUCUACAUCCUUCCACGCCAGUAGCCUCCAAAACCGAAAACGGAAAACCUACCCUGCUCCCCAACCAACCCUUCCUGUGCUUCCCCUCUUCAUCCCUUUUUAUGUUGUGUGGUGGUCUUCAGGAAAAUAACUUGAGGGAGACCCUGCCCACCACAGGAGACGUGGGAAACAGGAGGGCAGAAGCCCAGGCUGCCGCACCUCCAGCUGCCUGCCAGAAACGCUGCUCCCACAAGUGCGCAUCGCCCUCUGCGCCUGCAGAUGAUGAAGAGCCAGCUGCUAAAAAGCAGACCAUGGAACAGAGCGAUGUGCCCCUCUCACUUGUAGUACCCAAGCCUUUUAAGUCACCCAAGGCAGAAUCUACCCCAGGAAGUGGUUGUACAUCUGCUGAACAUCUAGAAGCUUUUCAUCCUGACCUCGCAAGUCCUGCUGCUCCAGAGGCUGCAGACAAGGAGUCUACUAAGCCUUUAGAUUCUCAGGAGCAAGAAAAACGGUCUCAGAAUAAAGACCCUGAUGAACCCUCUUCAGGAAAAGAGCACAUCUCUAAAGAAAAUGCCAAUCAACCUUUCCUACCACAGUAUCUUUAUGUUCGGCCUACUGCUGGAUUAAGCAGUUUUAAUUUCCUGUUCUCUACAAACCAAGCCCCUGGUGCUAUCAGCCUGGCUGCGAGCCAGUUACCUUCUCUGAGCGUCCCCUGUGUCAUGGUGCCGUCAGCAGCCUUGGCUUCCUUCCCUCUCGUCUGUUCUCCCGCAAUCACCAGUCCUCUUUCCCCAGUUCCCGAUGGCUCCUUCUCAGCUGCCACCUCCAUGAAUUUCAGUAUGUCUGGCCUGGCAUCAACAACUCCUGUUUUCAUAGGCACCACGACAGUGGUGACCCCCAAGGUCUCACCCGUGCCUUCGGUGGAUCCCCAACAACCAGCUCACCCCGCUCUGCACCUGAGUCCCGUGCUUGCAAGGUCUUGCGGUGCUGUUAAACUGGACUCCCCCGUGUGUAUGGGGCAUCCGGUGACCCUUCUGAAGCUGCAGCAGCCUUCAUCAACUCCCCUCACUCCCAAGAGCAUUCGUCCUGCACGUCAUGAAGCAUUUUUCAAAACUCCCGGAAGUCUUGGAGAUCCUAUUGCAUGGAAGAAAAGUGAAGGCAACCAGACCAGAAAUGCCAGCUCUGUGCAGAGGAGACUAGAAAUCUCUAGUACCAGCCCUGACUAACUCCACUCAUUGCAAAGGGUGGGCAGAUUGUCCUAGGACCCUGUAUCGAUUACAAGAGAACAAGCUCUUACCUGGCAAAAAGAGCGCAUUAAAAUGUCAUCCUUUCUGGCAUG